AUGGGGGCGCCAAAAGCUCCCCGCCAAAAGCCCCACGCUCAUGCCAAAAGCGCCGUGCACCCUGGCCACCGCCACCUCUUUGCCCACCAGCCCCUGCAUGACUUUCUGGGCACAUGCUGCUUCAGCGCACCCCUUCGCUGCUCUUUCCGCUGGGAAAUGGGAACCCAGGGCGGCCAUGGGGAGCUGAGCAGCCGCAAGGUCACUGCUCUGGGCUGGCCUUUCCCUGCUGGGAGGGCCGCCCGCUCGGUCCUCGGCCCCGCCGGCGUGGGCGGCGUGGGCAUGGGCUUGCUGAGCGCCGGCAGCCUGCCCGGCUUCUACGCGCAGCCCACCUUCCUGGAGGUGCUGGCCGACCCGCCGGGCGUCCACCUGCAGCCCCUCGGCAGAGCCCCCCCGCAGCAGCUGGACACCAGCCAGACGGCCAGCUCAGAUUCCGAGGAUGUUUCCUCCAGCGACAGGAAAAUGUCCAAAUCCUCCUUGAACCAGAGCAAGAAGCGGAAGAAGAGACGGCACAGGACAAUCUUCACAUCCUAUCAACUGGAGGAGUUGGAAAAAGCCUUCAAUGAAGCCCAUUAUCCUGAUGUCUAUGCGAGGGAGAUGCUGGCUAUGAAAACAGAACUUCCUGAAGACAGGAUACAGGUUUGGUUUCAGAAUCGAAGAGCCAAAUGGCGGAAGAGGGAGAAAUGCUGGGGCAGGAGCAGUGUAAUGGCAGAAUACGGGCUGUACGGGGCAAUGGUACGUCACUCCAUCCCGCUGCCAGAGUCCAUCCUCAAAUCGGCCAAGGAUGGCAUAAUGGAAUCCUGCGCUCCUUGGCUGUUGGUUCAAGAUGGCUUUCCCAUGCCCAGGCGCUUUUCUAAACCCGAAUACCAACAAUUCUUUUUAGGGAUGCACAAAAAAUCUCUGGAGGCAGCGGCUGAGGCGGGGAGGAAGCCAGAGGUGGAACGCCAGGCCCUGCCCAAGCUUGACAAGAGUGACAAGGAAGAAAGGGGCCCAGAUUCCAAAACCACCAUUUCCCAGGAAGAACUGAGAGAGAACAGCAUUGCUGCCCUCAGGGCCAAAGCUCAGGAGCACAGCACCAAAGUCCUGGGGACCAUCCCCGGAGAUCCUGCUACCCCAGUCAGGAAGCCAGAGAAAGAGGAGGAGGCAGCCACAGCAGAGGACCAACGGCAAAUGGAAUCACAAGCAGAUUUAUCACAAGAGGAAGAGAAGCUGAUUUAG
Messenger RNA from Gekko japonicus, 1215 nucleotides. It is a transcript of the gene VSX2, whose product is annotated as visual system homeobox 2. Gene Ontology annotation, cellular component: nucleus. The transcript has 6 exons. Gene Ontology annotation, molecular function: sequence-specific double-stranded DNA binding; DNA-binding transcription factor activity, RNA polymerase II-specific. NCBI's taxonomy places the organism in Eukaryota, Metazoa, Chordata, Lepidosauria, Squamata, Gekkonidae. The coding region runs from base 1 to 1215 and encodes 404 amino acids. Gene Ontology annotation, biological process: regulation of transcription by RNA polymerase II. The record is from RefSeq and is a predicted model, not a curated record.